Molecule: messenger RNA, 537 nt
Organism: Penicillium daleae
Lineage: Eukaryota; Fungi; Ascomycota; Eurotiomycetes; Eurotiales; Aspergillaceae
Exons: 4
Coding region: 1-537 (178 amino acids)
Molecular function (GO): ADP binding
Source: RefSeq, a predicted model, not a curated record
AUGGCCUCGGUAUCAUACGGUGACGCGAAUUCGGGAUUGCAGGUGGGAGUCAAUCAAGGGUCGAUAUACGUGUCACAAGGUGGAUCUAGGACCUGCGAACAUAAUCCUGAGCGAUCGGAACCCCGCCCUGAACCUCUAUCGACGGUACCGUUCCCGCGCGACCCAGACUUUGUUGGCCGCAAUGAAACCCUUGGCCAAAUUCAUGAGAAAGCAUCGAUAGCAGGAUCUAGACUCGCUCUUGUUGGUCUUGGCGGCAUUGGGAAAACGCAGCUUGCCAUUGAAUACUGCCACCAGGUCCGACAGCGAACCGCCGACACAUGGAUUUUCUGGGUACAUGCAAGUAACGCGGCCCGCUGCGAGCAAAGUCUCCGAGACCUCGCCGAUCGAGUCAAGAUUCCAGGGAGCCAGGACCGCAACGCUAAUAUAUCUCAAGUCGUCGGCCACUGGUUACAGGACGGAAAAAUCGGGAAAUGGAUUCUUGUCCUGGAUAACGUCGACGAUGACGAGCUUCUUCGCAAGCCAUUAGCGAAAUCUUAA